Molecule: messenger RNA, 1389 nt
Organism: Archocentrus centrarchus (flier cichlid)
Lineage: Eukaryota; Metazoa; Chordata; Actinopteri; Cichliformes; Cichlidae
Gene: cxcr5
Product: chemokine (C-X-C motif) receptor 5
Exons: 2
Coding region: 72-1226 (384 amino acids)
Biological process (GO): immune response; cell chemotaxis; positive regulation of cytosolic calcium ion concentration
Cellular component (GO): external side of plasma membrane; membrane
Molecular function (GO): C-C chemokine receptor activity; C-C chemokine binding
Source: RefSeq, a predicted model, not a curated record
GCUGUCACCGACAGGAAGUUCAGGGAUAUUUCAGUGCUGCAGUGUGACUCAGACAGAGAAGAUUAAUUCGCAUGGCUAUGACAAUGACUUAUACAGUAUUUGAGGUAAGCUCUAAGGCGGAGUCUGAUGACGAUAACUGGACCAACUGCACCUGGUCCGACUGCACCGGGCCCGACUGCAACUGGACCGACUGCAACUGGACCGACGGCACCGGGCCCGACUGCAUCUGUGACUACACCGCGUCUCUGCACAGCUUUUACACCGUGUUCCUGCCGGUGCUUUACAGCGUCAUCUUCCUGCUGGGUGUGGCGGGGAACGGCCUGAUGAUAACGGUCCUGCUGACACGGUGCCGCCGGCUGCGCAUCACUGAGAUCUACCUGCUGCACCUGGCCAUGGCUGACCUCAUGCUUCUGUUUACAAUUCCUUUCAAUGUGGCUGACAGCGCCACCGGCUGGGUGUUUGGGGUAUUUGUGUGCAAGCUGAACGAGCUCCUGAAGAGCCUGAACCUCAUUUGUGGCAGCUUCCUGUUAGCGUGCAUUGGGUUUGAUCGGUAUUUGGCGAUCGUUCACGCAGUUCCCAGCAUGCAGAGCCGCUUUCCAAGAACAGUGCACCUGACGUGCGCGGCGCUGUGGCUCAUCUGUCUGGCUUUAGCCUUACCGAACGCAGUGUUUGCUACAGUGACGCAGAAAGAUCAGAGCUCAGACACCCUCAUCUGUUACUACCACAACUUCGGCAUUCAUGCACACAACUGGGUUUUGACCAGCAAUGUGUUACAUCACGUCUGCUUUUUCAUCCCUCUGGCGAUCAUGAGCUUCUGCUACACAAUGCUAAUAUUCACCCUGUGCAAGAGCCAGAAAAGCGAGGCGAAAAAGGGAGCCAUCCGAAUAGCUUUGCUCGUCACGCUUGUGUUUUGUUUCUGUUGGCUACCGUUUAACAUCAGCCUGAUGGUACAGACCCUGAGGGAACUGGAGGUGAUCGCGGAAGACUGUGAAUCUGGAAAAAUAAUGCUGCAGGCGCUCGAAGUGACAAAGAGCCUGGGGAUCACGCACUGCUGCCUGAACCCUUUCCUGUACGCCUUUGUCGGGGUGCGCUUUCGAAAUGAGAUGAUCCAGCUGCUCUGCAAGCUGGGCUGCAGUCGGAUCUGCCUGCCUCUCCUCAGAGUCCACCGUCACAGCCGCACAUCCACCUCUGACGGAGCAACCACCAACAGCUUAGUGCUCAUUUAACACAGUGUCCAUACGAUGGGAGUGAGCGCCCCUCCUCUGUACAGCAUCCUCAUGAUAUAGUACUCACUGCUGCUUUAACUGCAUUGUUUUUUUAUUUACUCAGUCAACAAAAAUCAGCCUUGUGUUGUUCUGUAGCUACAAUUCAAUAAAGUUUUUAUCUUUC